AACUUACCGUAGCUGAACUACUAAAAAAGAUGAUUAGAACGUAAUGGAAUGUAACUGAACCUUUUUUAUGUUGCUCGAGUAUGUUGUAAUGCAUCUUUAAAGCAUUAUUAGUUUUCUAUUACAUGACGUAAUGUAUAUAUAUAUCAAUAGAAAUAAACGAUAAACGCACGAUAAAAAUGGCUGUAAAACCUUUCAAUUCUACGGACUCACCAUUUUCAAAAUCGUUAAAAGGAAAGAAUUUGACGGGAACUGUUCGUCAUUUACGAGAUUUAGCAGCUGAUGUUCAUGGAAUUAUUCAGAAAUGGAAUGAUAGUACUCUUGAAGGAAUUAAUAUUUUAAAAUCUAUAAUACAAGAAAAAUCCAAUAAAAAUUAUACCGUUCAAUUACAAAAUUACUGUGAUAACCUAGAAGAAAUUUGUCAUACUUUGAGUAAUCUAGUAAAAACCUUGGAACAAAUAGUACAUCAGAUAAACAUUCUAACAAUAUUGGAUAAAACUACAACAAAAUUAUUUACAACUUGGCCAAUAUCAGCAUUUGGAAGUACAGUGGAAAUGAUAUAUACUACUUAUAGUAAUGAAAUGCAUAUAAAAUACAAAGUUCUUGAAAAUAUUGCUCAUUGUCACACAGAGCCACAACAGAUGUUAUAUCUUUCUACAUGGUUACAUCAACCAUUAUUAUCUAAAAAUAUAACAAUAUUAUUAGAAGCAAUGCUUACAGAAACUGGGUAUAGAUAAUUAUAAAUAAUGUAUACAUGAUCAAUAUCUUCGCAUAAUUUUUAUAACACAAUCAAGAACGUGUUACUCAUAUAAAUAACUGAUACCUGAGAUCAUAACAAACGGAUAUAAGUAAAAUUAUAAAUUAAUGGAUAUGUUACUAACCUUUGCUAAUGCACUUAAACAAAGUGAAUCUAUCUUAACAAGGUGACUUCACAUCCUUAUUUUGAAAGUUUGACAAUAAAAUUAUUUUUUUCCUCAAAUAUUGCCAAAUAUAUAUCGAUCCAUUUUUUCAAAGAAUAUAAGUUAAAUAUGGUCUCGAAAAUAACUUUUAAAAUAAUGAUGUAAUGACAAAACACUUGAUAUAUAUAUAUAUAUAUAUACACACACAUACACACAUAUAUAUAUAUGAGGAAGAAGUAUGAAUCUUACACAUAAAUAUUUAAGCAUUUUUCUAUACCAUAGCAUUAGUUAGAAUCACACAUAAUUACAUGUACAUCUCACAACUUAUUGUAAAUAUUUUGCUUCGUAUUUUAAAAAAAUUUUAAAUACAUAUUUACAGAUAAAUACAUAGAGAAUUAUUUUAGCAAUAAUAGGAAAAAAGGAUAAAAUCUCCUUUGCUUGAAUG
Messenger RNA from Vespula vulgaris, 1341 nucleotides. RefSeq names its product cyclin-dependent kinase 2-interacting protein-like. The record is from RefSeq and is a predicted model, not a curated record. The transcript has 5 exons. Lineage: Eukaryota; Metazoa; Arthropoda; Insecta; Hymenoptera; Vespidae. The coding region runs from base 177 to 734 and encodes 185 amino acids.